UCAGGUAUACACAAAUAGUUACAUACAUAGAUUAUCAUACAUAGCAGCAUAUAUCUAAAAUACCUAGGAUAACCCAAAAAAGUCAGAGUGACUUACGUAUUUCCAUUGGGGUCCUUUUAUAUUUACACUUGUAUAUUUACACUUACCUUGGAGAUGUUAGUUUAAUUAGUUUGAUGAAGGAGAUGCUGGCAGAGGUUUAGGGUGGUGGAAGAUAGCAGCAGGGCGGCGCAUGUUCAGCGGCCUUAUACACAUCCAACAACAUUUGAGAGUUACUUUCGUGUCAUUUUUCUAUCACUUACUCUCUUAACUUACUUGCUACACUGUUAAUUCUACACUUUAUCGCUGGCUGGCACUAUAGCCUUUAUCAAUACCUGCUGCUUUAAUAUCGUACAUAUCGUAGAAUCAAUGAAUCACUGCAGAAGGCACAUUCUCCUCUCUCUCUCUUCCUCCUCCACUUUGGUACUUUGCUACAAGUUUUUUCUUGUAUUUUAUUGUGUUUCUUUCCUUCUUUAUCACAGGGCUGGCACUAGAAACUUUCUUUGGGCCCAUGGUGGCUUAUUUAGCAGUUACAAGCACUAAAAACAAUGGAAUAAUAAUAAACAUAUUGCUUGUAUGCGUGGAAUUGUCCUACUGGCUUGUACAAUGGCACACUGGCUGUACACGGAGCCAUGGAGUGGCCUGGCCCACUCAGGCCACGUGGACACGUUUGGAACUAAUGCCCUUAACCGAGUUCUUGGGUGUUAACCUAGCCAAUAUUAUGCCGCUAUCCGAUUUUGGCGUUAAACAAUGCUGCCGUUACCCAAGGGUCCACUGUAUUGAGUCGACAGAACACCUGAGGUGUUAUUAACCUAAAUUCCCUACCCCUCAUCCCAAGAAAAAGAAAAUAUUGGAAUACCCAGGGAAGCAGUGAAAAAGUUACCACUGGAGGUUAAAUAAAAAUCAGUAGUAGCAGAUGGAGGUAAAAGAUAUAAGAUGCCGACACAGUGAAAAAAAAUUUGACAAAUGCAGUAUAAUGUGAUCCUCUAUUGACUGUUUUUCACCCAUAGAGUGUGCCUGAUCAAGUCACAAGCAGAUCAUUGGGUAAAGAGUACAUGAUGGAAGUAAGUGGUAUAAAAUACUAACACAAUGGAAAUAUAAGCAAUUAAGCAGUAUAAUGUGAUCCUUUAUUGACAGUGAUUCUUAUGUGGGAUAGUGAUGAAGUUUCUUGGCAAGAGGUUCAGCUAUGUUAUAGAAGCCGUUGUUCUGGUUGAAGUUGUUGGAUGUACAGAUAAGUGAUGAUUCCAUGACUCUUCCUUGGAUCGUCAGAUCUGCCUGCUAAAUACCAAAGUACCAAAUACCAAACACAUAUUUCAGAACACCAGUACGCAGGCAGAUCUGACGAUCCAAGGAAUGCCUGCGUUCAACACUGAAAUUCACACAACCAUUUAAUCAACUACAGAAAUGCAAGACUUAUCGCCAGAGAAGACAACACUCAAUACCGAAGAAUCCUGGAAUCAUCACUUGUCUGUACAUCCAACAACUUCAACCAGAACAACGGCUUCUAUAACAUAGCUGAACCUCUUGCCAAGAAACUUCUUCAUUGCUAUUCCACAUAAGAAUCAAAACACUGCAGAAGGUCUACUCAUAUACUUAUCCAAUCUCUUUUAAAAGCUACCCAAGUUUUUAGACUCUAUCACUCUACUUGGAACGCUGUCACAUGCAGCUUUCUCCACCUGACUCGGCAUUCUCAUCCUGUGAAUAUUCACAUAUGUUUCACCCAGGUAGAUCUGUUUGUGACUUGAUAAAGCCCACUGUGUGGGCAAAAUGUUGUCAGUAAAGGAUCACAUUAUACUGCUUAAAUGUUUACAUUUCCAAAGAGUACAAAGUAUAUAUAGGGUGGAGAGCCAGGUGGAGAAUGCAGGGUAGGUUAGAUUUGAGGUGGACCUGCACAGGAUGGGUGAGAAUGUUGGGUAGGUUUAUUUGAGAUGAACAUGCAUGGGAUGGGCAAGUGUAUAUGUUAUGUAGGAUAAUGAAGAUGUUUCCUGGCAAGGGGUUCAGCUAUGUUGUAAGAACUGUUGUUCUGGUUGAAAUUGUAAGAUACAGAUCAGUGAAGAUUCCAAGGUCCUGCAGUACCGAGUGUCUUCUUCCCUUGCAAUGAAUCUUGCAUCUUUGUAGUUCAUUAAAUGGUUGUGGAAGCUUUGGUAUAGAAUGCAGGCAUUCCUGAAAUACGUGUUUCGAGAUCUAUAAAUAUCUCUCCCAUGUAUAAUUGGUUCCAGUCAUUGCAGGGGAUUGUCUACCCCUGUACUGGAUUAAACAUUAUUACAUCUGUUAAUGGUGAUAUCUUUGAUAGUGGUGGAUGUGGAGGUAGAUACUUGGAUUAAGGUAUUGGAAAUGUGUUUGGCAGUGGAGUUGGUGGGCAGGACUAUGUAUCUCCUCUCGUCGGUAUCUUGUCUGAGUGACAGUUGAGAAUGUUAGUUGCAUGGCUUCUGCAGUCUAAUGAAGUGACGAGGUUAGUGAAGUUUAGAAAAUACUUGUUCACUGAGAAAGCAUUCUUCCUCGAGGAAUUCAUUGCUACAGAUUUGAAGGGCAUGAAGAGAAAAGCCUGUGAUUACACCACAUUUAGUUUUGGUAAUGUGGUAAGAUUAGAGGUGGAGAAGAUAAUGUUGGUUGGUAGGUUUUCAAUAACUUUAAAACACAGUUCGUUGUCAGCUUUGCAGAGAGGAACAUCAAGGAAAGGAAGAGUAUUGUCGACUUGUUGUAGUGUAAACUGGAUUGAGUGCUCAGUCUGGUUGAGCUUGUGUUGGAGAGCAGGAAUGCUGAAGCGUCUGGAAGUUAUGACAAUGUCAUAGUCAUAAGAGGUAAUAAAGGAAAAUCACUCGGCUUCUAGAUGUUCUGUGUUUAGGUUCACCAGUAUGGCACUUAGUGGGGGAAUUCAUGGGUAGUUCAAAAGUCUGCUGAAAAAGGUGAUUUCCAAAAGAGAAAACAGUUCAACAAGGUCGAUGAAAUCAUUAGCUGAAACAAGGUCAUGCGGGUUGUCAGUUUUCCAGUGCAGGAGAUCAAUUGCUUAUGUAGUUAGGUACCUUUGGUAAAUAGCGAUGUUACGUGUAGGCUAGAGAGCUUCUUGUUCCUGAUGUUAAUGUUGCGGACUAAUUGUGCCCAAGAGUUCAGAAAGAGUGUUGAGCAAGUAUCUUUGAGAAUGAACUUCUUUUUAAAACUAUCAAAAACCUACCAACCAGGACAAAGUUAUCCACUUCUAAUCUCACCACGACACCAAAACUAAAUGUAUUUUAAUCAUAGGCUUUUUACUUCAUGCCCUCCUAAUCUGUAGCAAUGAAUUCUUUGAGGAAGAAGGUUCUCUUAUUGAACAGGUAUUUUCUAAACUUCACUAUGCUCGUCACUUCAUUAGAGACUGCAGACGCCAUGCAUGUAACAUCCUCAACUCAACCACACAAGAUAUUACGAACAGGAGAUGCUUAGUCGUCCUCACCAACUCCAGUGCCAAACGCGUUUCCAGCAUCUUUUCCACCCAUCCGUGAAUAAUGAUGAGCAGGUCAAACCUCGAUCAUUACGCUUUACAUGGAGCAUGAAAACUACAUCAUCACGUGACCCCAAUGACAUCAUGGCCGAGAUUCGCAAGGUUUUAGAUGCAAACAACUGUGAUUAUGAGCAGCGAGAAAAGUUCUUGCUUCUUUGUGUCCACGGGGACCCUAAUACAGACUCCUUAGUACAAUGGGAGAUUGAGGUUUGUAAACUGCCUAGACUUAGCUUGAAUUUGGGGUUCGGUUCAAGAGGAUAUCAGGAACUUCUAUUGGUUUUAAGAAUAUUGCCAGCAAGAUUGCAAAUAAAAUUGAAACUGUGACUACAAGGAGAAUUUGAAUUAGGAG
Cherax quadricarinatus is the source of this 3863-nucleotide messenger RNA. The record is from RefSeq and is a predicted model, not a curated record. Lineage: Eukaryota; Metazoa; Arthropoda; Malacostraca; Decapoda; Parastacidae.